AUGAGUACUGCCAAAAGAAUAAUAUCACCAUUCAAAGAACACAACGAAAGUGCUGCCAAGAAAAUUAAAAUACAAAUGUCUGAAGACAUCAAACCAGAAACUAUCGAUGAAAAGUCGCGCGAAAAGGAAGAAAAUUAUGAUUUUCUCUUUGACCAGGAGGAUGAUUUCGAUUUGUCAGAAUUUGAGGCAGCAGAGAAAGAAUCACAAACAGAAAAGUUGGAUUUAACAGAAUGGAAAAGGUGUCUGGUCAGAGAAGUGGAGAGAGAAAAGAAAACAUUUGCUUUGAUUUUAAAAGUGUCUGGUAAAAAUGGGCGGGAAUUGAAAGAGGACGGAGAAGCUGAAGCCAAAUGUUAUUUACAAGGCCCUUGGUGUCAUACAAAAGUUUCUGUAGAAGAUGUGGUGUCGCUACAGGCUGAAUGGGAUGAUACUUUGCAGGCAUUUAAAGUAGAUAAGGAUCAAGGCUUUUGUGUGAUAAAUCCAGAUACUUUGAUAUCUGGUACCAGUGUGGUUGGCUCCUUAUUUUGUCGAAGAAAAGCUGUUUUGCAAGAUCGUUUUAGAGGAAUAGAUGCUAACAACAAAAUAAUGGUUGUGGGUUCUUUGGUACAUGAACUUUUACAAAUUGUGUUGGAAAAAAAUCUAAAGGAACUCAAACAAAUUGAGGAAGUAGCUACUGAGUUACUAAACUCCCAGGAGACAGCUUUAAUGUUAUAUGGCAGCCAGUUAACAUGUGCGGAUACUUCCCUAGAAGUCUUGCAUUUUGUUCGUAGUAUACAUCAAUUUAUGCAACAAUAUGUGGAAGAAAAGCAGACAUCUUCAUUUCCCCUGCAAAAGGAAAACUUUCAGGGUAGAAUUACAGAAAUACAAGACAUUGAAGAAAAUUUGUGGAUACCACAGCUGGGUCUCAAGGGUAAAAUAGAUGUAUCGGUUAAAAUUCAUGCCAGACGUCAAAAAGGACAAUUGGAUAGCUUUGUUAAAAAACAAGAAAAGGUAGUACCCCUGGAAUUGAAAACAGGCAGAGCUAGUUUUUCAAUGGAACACAAAGGCCAAUUGAUUUUAUAUGAAAUGAUGUUAAGCGCCUUGGGGAAACCUACACAAUCUGGUCUUUUACUUUAUUUGAGAGAAAAUCUAAUGCGUGAAAUUUUGGGAUCGAGAAAUGAGCAACGAGAUUUGAUUGGUUUGCGUAAUGAAUUGAGCCACUAUUUGUCACACUUUCCUGAUUUUGCAACACUGCCCGAUAAUUUGUCACUGCCUGAAGAAAAGUUUAUACAACCCUUUGAACUGCCCGAGCCCAUAUCACAUCCUACCGCUUGUUCUCAGUGUGCAUAUGCCACCUUAUGUUGCUCAUUUGCUAAAACUGACAACUCUCUGCAACUAAGAUCCAGUCAUCCUUUAACUAAAGUAUCCACUGAGAGUAUUUCACAUUUAACCCAUAAGGAUUAUGAAUAUUUCAUAAAAUGGUGUCAUUUGUUAAUGAUGGAAGAACAGGAGGCUAGAAAAUCGAAUUAUUUGCGAGCUCUUUGGUGUCAAACGGCAGAAAAUCGUCAAGAAAUGGGUAGAGCUAUUUGUAAUUUAAAAAUAUCUCAAAAGCCUGUGGAAAAAGAAGAAUCUCGCUAUAAACAUCAAUUUGUUUUGGAGGCAAAUUUGAAUGGUUGUAAAGCGGAGGAGGAGAAUACAGAGGGGGAUAUUUUGGAUUUAACUUUGAGUGGGUUUUCUAUCGGAGAGUAUGUCAUUGUUUCUACACCCAAACGUUUAGCCAUUGCUGCCGGGUUUGUCUUAGAUCUAACCACAUCCUCCAUAACAGUCAGUCUGGAACGUAAUUUGUUGCAAAAUUAUAAACAACAAACAUUUAUCAUAGACAAACAUGAUUCACAGUCAGGAAAUGUGUUUAAUUUCACCAAUUUGGGUUUACUCCUAGAUAACACAGAACGUUCCACAUUGCUAAGGAAAAUUAUAAUAGAAAAACAGGCACCCAGUUAUCAUAAAGUCUUGCCUAAGAUAAUAGCCACCGAAGGAGCAGAAAUAUUAAAACAAUUAAAUGUUGUACAAAGGGCAGCUGUGUUGAAAGCUUUAACCACACAAAGUUUUAUGCUAAUAAAAGGCUUACCGGGCACAGGUAAAACCCAAACCUUGGUGGCCAUAGUACGUUUGCUGCACAUAAUGGGCAAAUCAGUUUUGAUAACCAGUCACACUCACUCAGCGGUAGACAAUCUUUUGUUGCGUCUGAAAGACGUUCAAUUGCCUUUCUUACGCUUGGGUUCUUCGGCUCGUGUUAAUAGUCAAUUAAAGGAUCACAGUGAAUCAAUUUUAGCAGCUAGCUGUAAAACUGAAGUAGAACUCUCAAAACUAUAUGAUUCUUAUCAAAUUGUAGGUGUCACGUGUUUGGGUUCAGCCCAUGCCAUAUUUCUACAUCGUCGCUUUGAUUUCUGUAUAGUGGAUGAAGCCACACAGGUUAUGCAGCCCACAGUUUUGAGGCCCUUAUUCUUUUCUGAGCGUUUUAUAUUGGUAGGAGAUCCAGAUCAAUUGCCACCCCUUAUACGUUCUCCUCUGGCCAAACAAAAAGGUGCAGAUGAAUCACUAUUUCAACGUCUAGAUUGUGCGGAAGCUACCUCCGUCCUAACGCUACAAUAUCGCAUGAAUAAAACCAUCACCAAAUUGGCCAAUGAAUUGACAUAUCAAGGUGCACUGCAAUGCGGUUCUAAUGAAGUUAAAUCCGCUGUUAUGUACAAAACAAUUGAUCUAGCUGUUGUCAAGGAGAAAUGGCUGCAGCGUGUCUUACAAGCUCAUGUAGAUCAAUCAGUAUUUCUGUUAGACACUCUUGACUGUUCGGAAAGAUCUUACAAUUUUGCCAAAAACAAACAUAGUGCUACUUGUGCACUCAUAGAAAGCACCUUUAAUGAAGAACAACUACCCACCGAAGCUUUAACAAAAUCACCCACAAAAGCUUCAAGACGUUUAUCGAAAUAUACCAACUACUGUGAGGCUGCCAUAGUGUUUCGUAUAAUCACUGCCCUUUUAAAUUGCCAGUAUGAACCACAACGUAUUGGCAUUGUGGCUCCCUAUAGGGCUCAAGUAGAACUUUUAAAGAAGUUAUCGCAACAACAUCAUGAAUUUUAUCAAAAAGACACUUUAGAUUUCUCUGCGGUCGAAGUAAAUACUGUUGAUCAGUAUCAAGGUAGAGAUAAAGACAUUAUUAUCUAUUCCUGUUCUCGUACUGGUUCUAGUUCAAGUAAAACUGUUGAACGUAACCGUGAUGCAGAGAUUUUAGAGGAUAAACGACGUCUUACGGUGGCCAUUACACGUUCAAAACAUAAACUCAUUAUUGUAGGAGAUACUGCAUGCAUAAAACAAUAUACCCCCUUUGAAACUUUACUAAAGCAUAUACCAGGUAUCUGCAAAUUAAAGUUGGAAGAUGAAAAGUUAGGUUUCCACUGGUCAACUGUAAUGGAAGAUUUAUCACAGGUUAUUAAUGCAGUUUGAGAAAAAGGUUUGUAGUUCCAAACAUUUAUUUAUAUGAAAUAAUGUGUUAAGUUAAUUUUUACACCAAACUAUUUA
Messenger RNA from Calliphora vicina (urban bluebottle blowfly), 3552 nucleotides. RefSeq names its product DNA replication helicase/nuclease 2 (gene Dna2). Gene Ontology annotation, biological process: replication fork reversal. Lineage: Eukaryota; Metazoa; Arthropoda; Insecta; Diptera; Calliphoridae. Gene Ontology annotation, cellular component: cytoplasm. The record is from RefSeq and is a predicted model, not a curated record. Gene Ontology annotation, molecular function: single-stranded DNA helicase activity; 5'-flap endonuclease activity. The transcript has 4 exons. The coding region runs from base 1 to 3477 and encodes 1158 amino acids.